AUGGCCACUCAAGAGCUUAAGAAGUUACGUACAGCGCGAGGCUAUACAAAAGCUUCCAUUACUCGCCUGUAUACAUUUUGUAAUAAUGACAGUGAUGUAGCUAGCAGUGCUUUAUCGGCGCUCGAUGCCAAAAGAGCGAGGGUGACGGAGCUCUUCAAAGAAUAUGACAAAUAUAACAAAGAAAUUCUGUCUUUGGACGAAGAGGAUGCAGAGGAUGUUGAAGACUUUGAGGAUAAAUAUUAUCAUGUACUGACAGUCCUCAACGAGGCAAUUAGUCGUAAAUCCUCGCCCUUGUCUGAAUCUCCUGCCGCCGCAUCAUGUCAAAAUAACUUUAAGGCUAAGUUGCCUACUAUAAAGAUAGAUGUGUUUACGGAUUCGUACACGUCACGGGCGUACCAGUUGGAGCGAGAUGACACCAAGGACCCAACUAUCACCGAGUUCCUCUUGUACCUGGAGAAGCGAGCCUUGGCACUGGAGAAUGCUGAGCCGUCCACGUCGGGGAAGUCUCAACACAAGGCUGUGGUAAAUGUGACAGCGACCGCCUCGACUGCCUGCAACUAUUGUAAGUCCAAUCACAGAUUAUUUGAUUGUAGCAAAUUUAAAAUGCUGACUAGCACUGAAAGAAUAGCUUUCAGCAAGAACAACAGUCUGUGCUCUGUUUGUCUUAACAAACACAAAGGUAAAUGCCGCUUUCAUUUCCGGUGUAGUACUUGUAAAGAAGCUCAUAAUAGCUUACUGCAUCCGGAUUCCUCGGCUAACCAACCCCAAGUAUCUUUGAUUUCAAACUUGGGGCAAAAUGGAGUGUUGUUACCUACAGUCAAAGUUAAGCUAUAUUCGCGGACAGGUAGUGAGGUUCAUGUGAAAGCUCUCUUAGAUUGUUGUUCACAAGGUUCUUUGGUGACCACUAAAUUAAUAAAGAUUUUAGGAUUGACCCCAAGCAAGGAAAACACCAAUAUAAUUGGUGUCAAAGAGUUGACUACUGACACACAGUAUUCUAUACCUUUAGAUGUGUACUCAUUGACCAGACCUUACCGAGUCACAGCGAACUGUAAUGUCAUGGAUAAAAUUACAUGUAAGCUUCCACAAGACAAGCUUAAUCUAGACGCUAUCAAUAUACCUGAUGGGAUCACUUUGUCUGAUAUUGAUUUCCAUCAGCCGUCUGAGAUCAAUUUACUAUUAGGCGGGGACAUAUUUUUCCAGGUCCUGCUUCUGGAGCCGGUCCCUGGGCAGCAGCAGGAGUCAGAUGAAGACCCAGCGAGUCCUCAUCCUACAAUUGUAAAUACUAAGCUUGGCUACAUCAUCGGUGGUGCUUUAUCACGACAGCAAACCAGUGACAAAAAAUGAAGGCUCAGUGUGCGAAACAGCUGAUGGGUUCUUUGCCACCUGAAAGGGUCACAGCCUGCCGAGCAUUCCAGAAAGUCGGCAUCGACUUUGCAGGUCCCAUAACAGUGAAGAAUUCUCGCGUAAGAAGAGCUUUACAGACAAAAGGCUACAUAUGCGUUUUUGUUUGUUUUGUGACUAAAGCCAUACAUCUGGAGCUCUCUUCGGACUUGACCACUGACGCUUUCCUUGCAUGUUUCAAGCGAUUUAUAGCUCGCAGA
Leguminivora glycinivorella is the source of this 1601-nucleotide messenger RNA. RefSeq lists its product as uncharacterized. The record is from RefSeq and is a predicted model, not a curated record. Bases 1 to 1344 code for a protein of 447 amino acids. NCBI's taxonomy places the organism in Eukaryota, Metazoa, Arthropoda, Insecta, Lepidoptera, Tortricidae. The transcript has 3 exons.